AGGUUAUACUUAUGUAGUUGUUCACAACCCGCGUGGUUUUGUUGUGAAAGGUUCCAGUUUUUAGUCAUGAGUAAAACAUUGAAAUGUUGUCUUGAAGAGUUGAAAAAGGAGGAAGGCCAGAUAUUAAAUUUCAUCCCUUCCUCUUUUAAAGAGUUUCAGAACUUGGAAAAUGUCUCUGAAGGUGAAAUUGUGACAUUAGGAGAAAUUAUAACAUUAUUAAUCCGGAGAUAUUCAGAAUUCAAAGACAAUGUAAGCUAUAAAGAAUGGUUGUUAAUUACCUACAAAGAAGGAAAAGAUUUAUUGAAUUCAACAUUAAAGAAGAAAGGAUGUUGUUCAUUAGCUGCCUUUAAACUCUUGAUUGAUAUUUUGCCAUCAGAGAGAGAAUUUCUUCAAGAAAAACCUAAUUUUCCAGAUGAAAAAUAUGCAGAAAUAAUAAAAGCAUUGGUGUACGGUGAUAGUGAAUUUGUAAAUUCCUCAGCUUCCAUACUUCAGGAAUAUAUGAUUUAUGAAGAUAUGAACUUGAAUAUAUGGAAAGCAUUGGAUAUUGCUUUAAAUUCUCCUCUUACAGGCAAUGAGGUCAGGAAUUCCAUAACGGUGAUAAAUCUUUUCAAGCCCAGUCAAAAAAACCAGGAGAUGCCAAAAAAUUAUUUCUGCAAAACAAAAAUAGGAAUUUUAAAUUCAAAAAAGAUGAGCGAAACUGUAAGGAGUGUCUGGGAAAAGAUGAUGGUUGUCGAACUCCCACCAAGGACCAAACAGCUUCUACUGGUGACCCUCCUUGAAAAAAUAAUGCCACUAUUAAUUAAGCCAGUUUUCCUUACUGAUUUCUUUAUGUCGUCACUGGAAUCAGGAGGCGCUAUUACACUUUUGUCCUUGCAAGGAAUUUUUGAGCUUAUUCAAAAACACAACAUAAACUACCCGAAUAUAUAUGAUAAAUUGUACGAUAUGUUCAAACCUGAAAUAUUCGAGACAACUUACAAGGCAAGGUUUUAUUAUUUAGCCGACCUUUUCCUUUCAUCUCUCCAUUUAACUGAAGCCCUUGUGGCAUCGUUUGCUAAACGUCUUGCCCGUCUUGCUCUCGUCGCUCCCCCACCUGACAUUAUAAUUUUAAUGGGAUUUAUCACAAAUCUAAUUAUUAGACACCCGGGUCUUAGCAGCCUAAUAACCAACAUGAAAACCUCUCACAUGGAGUCGGACCCUUAUUUGGAGGAUGAGAAAGACCCUAUGGAGACACAAGCUAUAAAAAGCUGUCUUUGGGAAAUACUUAUUCUGCAAAACCACGUUCUUCCAAAUGUAUCUUACUCCGCUAUGUUCAUUAACAAUCCAUUACCAACAGUAGAAGUGAACGUACCCGAACUGCUUGAAGUUACGCUUGAUGAGAUGUUUGACAAAGAGGUCAGGAAGAAACUCAAAGAUCCACCGUUAGUUUUUGAAAAGCCAACACCAACUUACCUAUCACUUGAAAACAACAAGUAUUCUUUUGUUGACUGGGAAUUAACCAAAUGAAUUUAUCCUCAUUUGUGUAAAUAUUUGUUAUACAUUUAUUUUAUUCAACGAACUGUUAUUCAUAAUUUGUUUUAUGGUGAAAUAAGC
This is a messenger RNA of Cimex lectularius (bed bug), 1590 nucleotides long. RefSeq names its product nucleolar complex protein 4 homolog. Lineage: Eukaryota; Metazoa; Arthropoda; Insecta; Hemiptera; Cimicidae. Gene Ontology annotation, cellular component: Noc4p-Nop14p complex; nucleolus; small-subunit processome. The transcript has 10 exons. Bases 67 to 1503 code for a protein of 478 amino acids. The record is from RefSeq and is a predicted model, not a curated record. Gene Ontology annotation, biological process: ribosome biogenesis.